AUGGAUUAUAAUCAAAGUGAUUAUGAAAGUGACAAAUAUGAAAGCAACCAAAGUGGUGAUAUAAUUAUUAAUAAAAAUGUACAAAAUUAUGAAAGUAAUCAAAGUGAUCAAGUGGUGUCAUCUUCUAAUAGAUUAAUAAAUUUUAACCAAAAAAGUUCUGUCAAGAAGCAUGCAUCUUCUGAUCAACAUAUAGAUACAAUAAGACUUGAAGCUGCUAAAAAUAUAGCUAAUGAAGCAUCAACAAAAUCUAUACAAAAAAGUGAAGCACAUGUAUUGAUGUUUAAAAAUUGUAUAUUCUCUUACAGUUCAAUAAUAUAUGAAAAUGAAAUAUCUGGAUGUGAAUUUGCAUUGGCUAUUUCAGAUACAAUUAAAGCUGAAAUUUGGAAAGAGAUUAGUAAAACCGUGUCUUUUGGAAUCAUGAUUGAUAAAAGUUCAGAUAUUACGAUGAAAAAACAUCUUGAAAUUUAUGUAAUAUAUUCAACUGCCUCAGGAAAUAUUAUAACACAUUUUUUGCAAUUGCUUGCACCUGAUAAAUGCGAUGCAGAAACAAUAACUACCAUACUAGUUAGAUUAUUUCAGAGUUAUAAUGUUAUGGAUAAACUUGUAGCUUUUGCAUCAGAUGGUGCAUCAGUAAUAAUUGGAAAUAAAA
This is a messenger RNA of Racocetra persica, 649 nucleotides long. The record is from the annotation of a GenBank genome assembly. NCBI's taxonomy places the organism in Eukaryota, Fungi, Glomeromycota, Glomeromycetes, Diversisporales, Gigasporaceae.